Messenger RNA from Penicillium daleae, 1263 nucleotides. It is a transcript of the gene fhpA, whose product is annotated as flavohemoprotein. Gene Ontology annotation, cellular component: intracellular anatomical structure. The coding region runs from base 1 to 1263 and encodes 420 amino acids. The transcript has a single exon. The record is from RefSeq and is a predicted model, not a curated record. Gene Ontology annotation, molecular function: oxygen binding; nitric oxide dioxygenase [NAD(P)H] activity; heme binding. NCBI's taxonomy places the organism in Eukaryota, Fungi, Ascomycota, Eurotiomycetes, Eurotiales, Aspergillaceae. Gene Ontology annotation, biological process: nitric oxide catabolic process; cellular response to nitrosative stress.
AUGGGCUCUGUCGCCGGAUUGACUCCCGGCCAACUCCAGCUCAUCAAGGCUACUGUGCCGGUUCUUGUUGAGCAUGGCCAGACCAUCACGACAGUUUUCUACAAAAACAUGCUCGCUGCCCACCCGGAGCUGAACAACAUCUUCAAUGUCCCCAACCAGCGCAAUGGCCAUCAGACCCGUGCCCUGGCCGGUGCUUUGUUCGCCUAUGCUGCCAAUAUCGACAACCUGGGCGCAUUGGGUCCUGCCGUAGAGCUGAUUUGCAAUAAGCACGCCUCGUUGUACAUCCAGCCUGAGCAAUAUCAGAUCGUCGGCAAGCACCUUAUCGAAGCCAUGGGCGAGGUCCUCGGAGAUGCCCUCACCGCUGAGAUCAAGGAGGCCUGGGGAGUCGCUUACUGGCAGCUUGCCGAUAUCAUGAUCGGUCGUGAGAAGCAGAUCUACGAGCAGAGCAAGGGUUGGAAUAACUGGCGCGAGUUCAAGAUCACCGAAAAGGUCCAGGAGUCGGAAGAGAUCACCUCCUUCUACCUGGCUCCCGUCGACUGCAAGCCUCUACCUCCCUUCCAGCCUGGCCAGUACAUCUCUGUGCAGGUCAACGUGCGAGAGCUCCAGUGCCUGCAACCCCGUCAGUACUCGCUCAGUGACCAGCACUCCCAGGACUACUACCGUAUCAGCGUGAAGAAGGAGAAAGGCCUGCCAGCCACCGACUCGGCAGCUGCAACUCACCCUGGCUACGUGUCCAACCUCUUGCAUGACCAGUACAACAAGGGCGACAUCAUCAAGGUCUCUCACCCGUGCGGUGACUUCUUCCUGUCCGCCACUGCCGUGGAACCUACUACCCCAGUUGUCCUGCUCUCUGCCGGUGUCGGCUUGACCCCCAUGACCUCCAUCCUGAACACCCUGACUUCCAAGUCUGCCUGUACCGAGCGGAAGUUGCACUUUAUCCACGGUGCCCGCAACUCCAGAGCCCGCGCCUUCAAGGAUCACCUAACUGAGCUGAAGAAGACCCACACCAACCUGCAGGCCACCUUCUUCACCAGCAACCCCAGUGAAGCCGAGAAGGAAGGCGUCAACUUUGACCACGUGGGCCGCGUGGACUUGAGCAAGUUGGACGCCAGCAACGAUCUUUUGGUCGACAUUCCCACCACGGAAUACUACAUCUGCGGCCCAGACAAGUUCAUGACCGACAUGCAGGCCACGCUCAAGGAGAAUGGUGUGAGUGCCGACCGCAUCAAGAUGGAACUUUUCGGCACUGGCGGUAUCAACUAG